Molecule: messenger RNA, 1902 nt
Organism: Austrofundulus limnaeus
Lineage: Eukaryota; Metazoa; Chordata; Actinopteri; Cyprinodontiformes; Rivulidae
Product: ATP-sensitive inward rectifier potassium channel 1
Exons: 2
Coding region: 243-1361 (372 amino acids)
Biological process (GO): potassium ion import across plasma membrane; regulation of monoatomic ion transmembrane transport
Cellular component (GO): plasma membrane
Molecular function (GO): ATP-activated inward rectifier potassium channel activity
Source: RefSeq, a predicted model, not a curated record
GUGGGGGUUCCUGAUGCGUCUGUGGGCGUUAACAUCACCUGGAUGAUUUGAGCACGCCAACACAAAGGAGUAUAAAUGCAAGCAAGGACCAGACAUCAGACACAACAGACGGAAGGAAAGGACACACCUACACUGUCUUACAGAGGUGUAAAGAAGAGCAAGAGAAGAAGCGCAGGCUACCAUUCAUCCACCUUUUGAUGAUUUGCAAACAACUUACUUUGGUUGUUCAUUUGUAGACAACAAUGAGCUCCAUAAGCCAACGUAUCCAAGACUAUAUGAUGGAAAGGAGGAGACGAAAGACCAGGCUAGUGAGGAAAGAUGGCCGCUGCAACAUUGAAUAUGGGAACAUCAAGUACAGCACACACUUUGCCUUCCUGGCUGACUUCUGGACCACCUUUGUGGAGAUCCGAUGGCGUUUUGUCCUCCUCUUUUUCAGCGCAUCAUUCUCCUUAAGUUGGUUCAUUUUUGCACUGCUGUGGUACUGGAUCGCCAAAAACAAUGGAGAUCUGUGGUGGCAAAACCCCCCCUCAAAUCACACUCCAUGUGUCGUGAACGUUUAUGGACUCACCUCAGCAUUCCUCUAUUCGUUGGAAACCCAGACAACCAUUGGGUACGGCGCACGAUGGAUCACACCUUUGUGCCCAGGUGGUGUGGCUAUAAUCGUCAUCCAGACCCUUUUUGGAAUAUUUAUCAAUUGCUUCUUGUGUGGAGUCGUCCUGGCCAAGAUCUCCUUACCCAAAAAGAGGGCGAAAACCAUCACAUUCAGUGAGAUGGCUGUCAUCUGUCCCAAAAACGAUUCUCUUUGCCUGUCAAUCAGAGUGGCCAACCUGCGCAAGACCCUGAUGAUUGGGAGCCAGAUUUAUGGCAAGUUGUUGAGAACGACCACAACACAAGAUGGGGAGACCAUCAUCAUGGAUCAGGUGAACAUUGACUUUGUGGUAGAUGCUGGGAAGGACAACCUUUUCUUUGUAUGUCCUCUCACGUUGCACCACAUCAUUGACAAGAGCAGCCCUUUCUUUGAGAUGGCUGUGGACACAUUACACAAUCAAGACUUUGAGCUGGUGGUCUUCCUCGACGGCACAGCAGAGUCCACAAGUUCUUCCUGCCAAGUGCGAACCUCCUACCUCCCUCAGGAGAUCAUGUGGGGCUACAACUUUUUGCCCAUCAUCUCCAGAAACAAAGAGGGUAAAUACAGAGUAGACUUUUCCAACUUCUCCAAAGUGGUACCUGUGGCUACUGCACACUGUUCAUACUGUUACCAUAAUAUCAAAGGUAAUCAUCUUCAUUCCAGGGAUGGACAUGACAACCUUGGCUUUGCGGUGAUUGACAUGAAUGAUCCCAUCGAUGUUACCAAAAUGUGAGAUCUUACAUGCAAAACAGGCCCCCAAAACACCUGGCUGUUGGUGGUUUGGGAUGCUCAAGAAUGAACUUCUCAAAGACAGACAGCUGGAGGGAGUCAGAAGCCAGACACCCUCAUUACUUGCACUAAAAUAUGCCUUCUGAUGCCUUCUGGUCUUACAUAAGAUUUAUAUGGGUUACAUAAAGGAAACACAAAUUACUGUUUUUUUUUUGGAACUAUACAUUUAAACUAAUACUUGUAGAAUCAGAGGAUGAUCAGGCUUCUGCCAUGGCUGGCACAGCUGCUCAAUAAAUCACAAAAGGUGAUGCUUUCUAUUGACAAAUGGCUGGACUCUGGGUCCAGUCUUUUAAAACUGUGAGUUAYUUGUGUUUUUUUACUUUUGUAGAAUGAAGAUACUGUAUUAUGAGAGAACAAUUCUCUGAGGCAUUACUUAUUUUGUCUGCGUGCAGAACUGACUGAAGCACAAAUAAGUUUGUAAAGUCUUUUUGUAAAUGUUUUUCUCAGGGGUAAUUUUAAUAAAAACUAUUUUUACACUCUAAAAA